Messenger RNA from Dromaius novaehollandiae (emu), 18858 nucleotides. It is a transcript of the gene AHNAK, whose product is annotated as AHNAK nucleoprotein. NCBI's taxonomy places the organism in Eukaryota, Metazoa, Chordata, Aves, Casuariiformes, Dromaiidae. Gene Ontology annotation, molecular function: protein binding. Gene Ontology annotation, biological process: regulation of RNA splicing. The record is from RefSeq and is a predicted model, not a curated record. Bases 305 to 17926 code for a protein of 5873 amino acids. The transcript is spliced from 5 exons. Gene Ontology annotation, cellular component: nucleus; cytoplasm; costamere.
GGGAAGGGGCGAGGCUCCCCGGCGGCCGCGGUACAAGAGCGCAGCCCUGCGCGGGGCGCGGCCACUCGCAGCGCUCCGCCGCCCGCGCCGCACCGGACGGCUCGGUCGGGACCCGCCGCCGCCAGGAAUCCGCCGCCGGGUCGGGUCGGGCAGGACCGGCGCCGCGCCGGGCAUGGCCGCGCCGGGGAGCUGAGAGCCGCGGACCCGCAGGCUGGGAAGGUGAAACGACGAUUGCUGAAAGGUCCACAAGUGAAGGCAGAGGAAUUCCUGGGGCGGUUCCAGCCAGGACCAGAGUCCCAGCAAGAUGGAGAAGGAAGAGGAGACCCGGGAGAUCCUGCUCCCCAACUGGCAAGGCAGCGGCUCCCAUGGGAUCACCAUUGACCAGACUGACGAUGGAGUCUUCGUGAAGCAAGUGCAGCAGAACUCCCCCGCUGCCAAAAUGGGAGUUGUGAAGGAAGGGGAUCAGAUUGUGAGUGCUACAAUCUAUUUUGACAACUUGCAGUCUGGGGAAGUCACGCAGCUGCUCAACAGCAUGGGCCACCACACCGUGGGUCUGCGUUUGCAGCGAAAGGGGGACAAGUCUCCACUGCCGGGACAGUCAUGGUCACACGAUGUGUUUGCGGCCAGCAGCCCAGAAGUUGUUCUGAGUGGAGAUGAUGAAGAGUACAGGAGGAUUUACACGAAGAAAAUUAAACCACGACUGAAGUCAGAUGAUGCAGUAGAAAUAGAGUCUGGCGGAACGCAGAGCAGGACCAUUACGGUCACCAGAAAGGUAACAGCAUACACUGUCGAUGUUAGUAGGCAUGAAGGAGCAAAAGAUAUUGACGUCACCAGCCCGGACUUUAAAAUCAGGAUCCCAAAACAGGAAAUCACCCAUGUCACAAAGACUGAUGUUGAAACAGAGCCUGGGAAAACUGUGAUCAAAAUUGCAUCAGGAGAUUUGUCUGGGAAAAACAUCCAAACAACAGACUUGAGUACGGACAUCAGGGGGGCCUCUCCUGGCAUUUCAUACACUGGACCGACAACUGAAUCCUCAGCCAGGAAGGUGGAUGCCCACGUGGGCAAGGCUGAGGUUGGAAAGCCUGAGAUAACUGUUUCGGGAACGCAAGUCACAGGUGUUCACCUGAGGACUCAGAUGGACUCUAAACUGUCAGAGAUCCAAGUUCCGGGUGGGCAAAUCGGAAAAUCGGUUACAAUGGAGGUGCCGGGACUUAAUGUUUCUGGCACUGGGUUCCAUGGCCCAGAGGGCAGCUUUCCCAGAACUCAUGCAAAUGGACAGAUGGGAAACCUGGAUGCAGAUUUUCAUGCUAAGGGCCCCAGACUGGAUGGUAAAAUGCAUGUUUCUGGCAUGGAUAUCCAAAGAGAACUGCCAGGGGGCAAAUGGUCACAAGCUGAUAUUUCUGGCCCUAGUGUUCAGGGAGAUAUCAAAACCCCUGGAGCAGAUGUUACUUUACCAGUGGUUGAAAGUCCAGAUGUUGAUGUUGGAAAAAUAAAGAUUCCUGCUAUGAAAAUGCCCAAAUUUGGGUUCUCCACUGGGGAUUCUGGCAUCGAUGCUCAAGCUACGCAUGGAGGUGUGGACAUUCCCAUGCCAAAGGUCCAAACUCCUCACAUGGAUGUUCCUGCCCAAUCUGUCCAUAUCAUGGGCUCCAAAGUUUCAUCUACUUCAGGGGAAGGGGUUAAAGUCACAAAGCCACAGGUGGAUAUGGGGCUGAAGGGUGCUGUGAAACUCCCUUCUCCAGCACUGGAAGUCCCUGGAGUGGAUAUCAAAGGACCCAGCACAGAGCUCCUAGCUCCUGACAUAGACAUCCAAGGUGGCAGAGGAAAACUAAAAAUACCCCAUAUGACAUUUCCAAAAUUUACUGAAUUGGACUCCAAAGGGGAAGGUUCUACUGUGGAAGUGGUGCUUCCAAAGGGGGAGAUGGGACCGGCAGCAUCCGAGGUACAUGUUGACGCUCCUGAUGUGGCCAUCAAAGGAGAAUGGAAAGCUCCCAAAUUCAGGAAGACUGAAAUGCCUAAAAUAUCUGUGUCUGAUGUAAACCUGAAUCUGAAAGGCACUCACCUGAAGGGAGAUGCAAGUGUCACAGUCCCAAGAAUGGAAGGGGAUAUCAAAGGACUUGGCUUUGACUCAGAAGGUCCCAAGAUCGAUGUUAAGGCUCCUGAUGUUGAAUUUGAAUGUCCAGAAGGUUACUUGAAAGGGCCUGGUAUUUCAGUGCCUUCCAAAGUAUCCAUGCCAGAUGUGGACAUUAAUGUGAAGGGACCUCAGAUGAAGGGAGAGGUGGAUCUUUCUAUCCCAAAGAUGGGUGGCAACUUGAAAGGACCUCGGAUGGAUAUUAAAGGCCCGAAAUUGGGAAUGGACAUGCCUGACACAGACAUCAAAGGCCCCAAAGUUACAAUGCCAGAGAUGCAUGUCAAGGCCCCGCAAAUCUCCAUGCCUGACAUCGACUUGAAUCUGAAAGGCCCCAAAGUGAGAGGAGACCUAGAUGUUUCUGGCCCCAAACUGGAAGGGGAGCUGAAGGCACCUGGACUUGACAUCAAAGGCCCCAAAGUUGACCUUGAAGCACCAGAUGUGGGCAUUCAUGGCCCAGAAGGUAAACUGAAGAUGCCUAAGCUGAAAAUGCCCAAGUUUGGGGUGCCCGGCCUGAAGGGAGAGGGCCCUGAUGUUGAUGUGGCGCUGCCAAAGGGUGAGGUGGAUGUUUGUGGUCCCAGUGUAGGCGUAGAUGUGCCAAGCUUGGACAUUAAAGGGCCAGAAGGAAAACUGAAAGGCCCCAAGCUGAAAAUGCCCGAGAUGCACAUUGGUGCACCGAAGGUCUCUGUGCCAGAUGUUGAUCUGAAUUUGAAAGGCCCCAAAGUGAAGGGUGACGUGGAUGUCUCCAUUCCCACGGUAGGUGCUGAUUUGAAGGGUCCCAAAUUAGAGCUCAAAGGCCCUGGAGUUGACCUUGAAGCACCAGACGUGGACCUUCAUGGCCCAGAGGGUAGACUGAAGAUGCCUAAACUGAAAAUGCCCAAGUUUGGGGGGCCUGGCCUCAAAGGAGAGGGGCCAGAAGUGGAAGCGAAACUUCCUAAGGGAGGUAUAGAAGUCUCUGGUCCAAAGGUAGAUGCUGACAUUGCUAGCUUAGACAUCAAAGGCCCUGAAGGAAAACUCAAAGGCCCCAAAGUUACGAUGCCAGAGAUGCAUGUCAAGGCCCCGCAAAUCUCCAUGCCUGACAUCGACUUGAAUCUGAAAGGCCCCAAAGUGAGAGGAGACCUAGAUGUUUCUGGCCCCAAACUGGAAGGGGAGCUGAAGGCACCUGGACUUGACAUCAAAGGCCCCAAAGUUGACCUUGAAGCACCAGAUGUGGGCAUUCAUGGCCCAGAAGGUAAACUGAAGAUGCCUAAGCUGAAAAUGCCCAAGUUUGGGGUGCCUGGCCUGAAGGGAGAGGGCCCUGAUGUUGAUGUGGCGCUGCCAAAGGGUGAGGUGGAUGUUUGUGGUCCCAGUGUAGGCGUAGAUGUGCCAAGCUUGGACAUUAAAGGGCCAGAAGGAAAACUGAAAGGCCCCAAGCUGAAAAUGCCCGAGAUGCACAUUGGUGCACCGAAGGUCUCUGUGCCAGAUGUUGAUCUGAAUUUGAAAGGCCCCAAAGUGAAGGGUGACGUGGAUGUCUCCAUUCCCACGGUAGGUGCUGAUUUGAAGGGUCCCAAAUUAGAGCUCAAAGGCCCUGGAGUUGACCUUGAAGCACCAGACGUGGACCUUCAUGGCCCAGAGGGUAGACUGAAGAUGCCUAAACUGAAAAUGCCCAAGUUUGGGGGGCCUGGCCUCAAAGGAGAGGGGCCAGAAGUGGAAGCGAAACUUCCUAAGGGAGGUAUAGAAGUCUCUGGUCCAAAGGUAGAUGCUGACAUUGCUAGCUUAGACAUCAAAGGCCCUGAAGGAAAACUCAAAGGCCCCAAAGUUACGAUGCCAGAGAUGCAUGUCAAGGCCCCGCAAAUCUCCAUGCCUGACAUCGACUUGAAUCUGAAAGGCCCCAAAGUGAGAGGAGACCUAGAUGUUUCUGGCCCCAAACUGGAAGGGGAGCUGAAGGCACCUGGACUUGACAUCAAAGGCCCCAAAGUUGACCUUGAAGCACCAGAUGUGGGCAUUCAUGGCCCAGAAGGUAAACUGAAGAUGCCUAAGCUGAAAAUGCCCAAGUUUGGGGUGCCCGGCCUGAAGGGAGAGGGCCCUGAUGUUGAUGUGGCGCUGCCAAAGGGUGAGGUGGAUGUUUCUGCUCCCAAGGUAGAUGUAGAUGUGCCAAGCUUGGACAUUGAAGGGCCAGAAGGAAAAGUAAAAAGUCUCAAAUUUAAAAUGCCUGAACUAAAUAUUCAGACACCUAAAAUCUCCAUGCCAGAUGUAGAUCUCAGUUUGAAGGCCCCCAAACUGAAAGGAGAUGUAGAUAUUUCUGGUCCGAAGACCCAUGGAGACCUCAAGGGGCCCAAAAUGGAUGUGGAAGGUCCCAAAGUGGAUGUUGGUGUGUCUGAUGUAGACUUGGAAUGCCCAGAAGCGAAAAUAAAAGGCCCCAAAUUUAAAAUGCCUAAGCUUAACAUCAAAGCACCUAAAAUAUCCAUGCCUGAUGUCGAUCUGAACCUAAAGGGGCAUAAGGUGAGAGGAGAGAUGGAUGUUUCUGCUUCGACGAUAGAAGGUGACUUCAAAGAGCCUGGUGUUACUAUUAAGGGUCCAAAAAUAGAUGUUGAAGUUCCAGAUGUUGACCUGGAAUGUCCAGAAGCCAAACUAAAAACGCCUAAAGUAAAGUUGCCUCAUUUCAAUGUGUCUGGCCCCAAGUUUGAGGGGGCUGACAUAGAUGUAAAUCUGCCAAAAGGCGAAAUGGAUAUUUCCGGACCAGAGGCAGACCUAGACACUGAAGGACCAGAAGGAAAAUGGAAAGGACCUAAGUUCAGGAUGCCAAAGCUGAACAUUAGAACACCUAAAAUAUCCAUGCCGGAUGUAGAUUUGAACAUAAAAGGACCUAAAAGUAAAGGAGAAAUGGAUAUUACAGUUCCUAAGAUAGAAGGUAAUUUGAAAGGGCCAGAAAUAAAUAUCAAAGGGCCCAAACUUGAUGUUGAGGCACCUGAUAUUGACUUGGAGUGCCCUGAAGGAAAACUGAAAGGUCCCAAAUUCAAGAUGCCAGACAUGCACAUCAAGGCACCCAAGAUCUCCAUGCCCGAUGUUGACUUAAAUCUGAAGGGCCCCAGAAUAAAAGGGGAUAUGGAUGUCUCAACUCCCAAGCUUGAGAGUGACCUGAAAGGUCCCGAGGUGGACAUCAAGGGCCCCAAAGUGGACAUUGAGGCACCCGACGUGGAUAUUCACGGCCCAGAAGGGAAAUUCAAGAUGCCCAAGUUCAAGAUGCCCAAGUUUGGGAUGCCGGGGCUGAAAGGAGAAGGCCCGGAGGUGGACGUGAGCCUACCGAAAGGAGACCUGGAUGUCUCUGGUCCGAAGGUGGAUAUUGAGUUGCCUGAUGUAGACGGUGAGGGUCCUGCAGGAAAUUUGAAAGGUCCCAAGUUUAAGAUGCCAGAAAUGCAUUUCAAUGUUCCCAAGAUCUCCAUGCCUGACAUUGAUCUGAACCUGAAAGGGCCCAAAGUGAAGGGGGCUGUUGAUGUUUCUGUUCCAACAUUAGAAGGUGAUUUGAAAGGACCCGAUUUGAAUAUUAAAGGUCCAAAACUAGAUGUAGACAUUUCUGAUCUUGAUAUCGAAGGUCCUGAGGGAAAAGGGAAAAGAUCCAAGAUUAAAAUGCCUGAAAUGCAUAUUAAGGCACCUAAAUUUUCAAUGCCUGAUGUAGACCUCAAUUUGAAAGGUCCCAAAGUAAAGGGAGAAAUGGAUGUGUCUGUACCAAAAACAGAGGGUGAUUUGAAGGAGGCAGAUUUGCACCUUAAAGAGCCCAAAAUGGACAUAGAAGUUCCUGACAUGGACAUUGAGGGCCCAGAAGGAAAGUUAAAGGGUCCCAAAUUUAAGAUGCCAGAGAUGCAUUUUAAAGCCCCCAAAAUCUCCAUGCCAGACUUUGAUCUGAACCUGAAAGGCCCCAAAGUGAAGGGGGAUGUGGACGUUUCUGUUCCAAAAAUCGAGGGCGAGUUGAAGGGCCCAGAAGUCGACAUCAAAGGCCCUAAACUGGAUCUCGAUGUUCCUGAUGUUGACAUGGAAGGCCCAGAAGGCAAACUGAAGGGCCCCAAAUUCAAGAUGCCUGAAAUGCACUUCAAGACACCAAAGAUCUCCAUGCCAGACAUUGAUCUGAACCUAAGAGGCCCUAAGCUGAAGGGGGAUUUGGAUGUUUCUGCUCCCAAACUAGAGGGUGACUUGAAAGGUCCAGAAGUGGAUAUCGGAGGUCCUAAACUGGACAUAGAAGCUCCUGAUGUGGAUAUUGAGGUCCCAGAGGGGAAGCUGAGAGGUCCCAAAUUUAAGAUGCCUGACAUGCAUUUUAAGGCUCCCAAGAUCUCCAUGCCGGACUUUGAUCUCAACCUGAAAGGUCCAAAAGUGAAGGGAGACAUGGAGGUUUCCAUUCCUGGGUUAGAGGGCAACCUGAAGGGGCCUGAGGUAAAUGUAAAAGGUCCAAAAUUGGAUGUGGAGGCCCCUGAUAUUGAGCUGGAAUGUCCAGAAGGAAAGGUAAAGGGUCCCAAGUUUAAGAUGCCGGACAUGCACAUCAAGGCACCCAAGAUCUCCAUGCCGGACAUUGACCUAAAUCUGAAGGGCCCCAAAAUGAAGGGGGAUGUUGACGUUUCUCUUCCCAAAUUAGAAGGGGACUUAAAGGGCUCGGAAAUUGACAUCAAAGGUCCAAAACUAAAUGUUGACAUUCCUGACGCUGAGCUAGAAGGCCCUGAAGGGAAACUGAAGGGCCCCAAGUUUAAGAUGCCGGACAUGCACAUCAAGGCACCCAAGAUCUCCAUGCCCGAUGUUGACUUUAACCUGAAGGGCCCCAAGCUGAAGGGCGAUGUGGACGUGUCCGUCCCUAAGCUUGAGGGCGAUCUGAAAGGUGCCGAGGUGGACAUCAAGGGCCCCAAAGUGGACAUUGAGGCACCCGAUGUGGAUAUUCACGGCCCAGAAGGGAAAUUCAAGAUGCCCAAGUUCAAGAUGCCCAAGUUUGGGAUGCCGGGGCUGAAAGGAGAAGGCCCGGAGGUGGACGUGAGCCUACCGAAAGGAGACCUGGAUGUCUCUGGUCCAAAGGUGGACAUUGAGGGUCCAGAGCUGGACAUUGAAGGGCCGGAGGGGAAGCUGAAGGGCCCCAAGUUUAAGAUGCCGGACAUGCACAUCAAGGCACCCAAGAUCUCCAUGCCCGAUGUUGACUUUAACCUGAAGGGCCCCAAGCUGAAGGGCGAUGUGGACGUGUCCAUCCCUAAGCUUGAGGGCGAUCUGAAAGGUGCCGAGGUGGACAUCAAGGGCCCCAAAGUGGACAUUGAGGCACCCGACGUGGAUAUUCACGGCCCAGAAGGGAAAUUCAAGAUGCCCAAGUUCAAGAUGCCCAAGUUUGGGAUGCCUGGCUUUAAAGGAGAAGGCCCGGAGGUGGACGUGAGCCUACCGAAAGGAGACCUGGAUAUCUCUGGUCCAAAGGUGGACAUUGAGGGUCCAGAGCUGGACAUUGAAGGGCCGGAGGGGAAGCUGAAGGGCCCCAAGUUUAAGAUGCCGGACAUGCACAUCAAGGCACCCAAGAUCUCCAUGCCCGAUGUUGACUUUAACCUGAAGGGCCCCAAGCUGAAGGGCGAUGUGGACGUGUCCGUCCCUAAGCUUGAGGGCGAUCUGAAAGGUGCCGAGAUGGACAUCAAGGGCCCCAAAGUGGACAUUGAGGCACCCGACGUGGAUAUUCACGGCCCAGAAGGGAAAUUCAAGAUGCCCAAGUUCAAGAUGCCCAAGUUUGGGAUGCCUGGCUUUAAAGGAGAAGGCCCGGAGGUGGACGUGAGCCUACCGAAAGGAGACCUGGAUAUCUCUGGUCCAAAGGUGGACAUUGAGGGUCCAGAGCUGGACAUUGAAGGGCCGGAGGGGAAGCUGAAGGGCCCCAAGUUUAAGAUGCCGGACAUGCACAUCAAGGCACCCAAGAUCUCCAUGCCCGAUGUUGACUUUAACAUGAAGGGCCCCAAGCUGAAGGGCGAUGUGGACGUGUCCGUCCCUAAGCUUGAGGGCGAUCUGAAAGGUGCCGAGGUGGACAUCAAGGGCCCCAAAGUGGACAUUGAGGCACCCGACGUGGAUAUUCACGGCCCAGAAGGGAAAUUCAAGAUGCCCAAGUUCAAGAUGCCCAAGUUUGGGAUGCCUGGCUUUAAAGGAGAAGGCCCGGAGGUGGACGUGAGCCUACCGAAAGGAGACCUGGAUGUCUCUGGUCCAAAGGUGGACAUUGAGGGUCCAGAGCUGGACAUUGAAGGGCCGGAGGGGAAGCUGAAGGGCCCCAAGUUUAAGAUGCCGGACAUGCACAUCAAGGCACCCAAGAUCUCCAUGCCCGAUGUUGACUUUAACCUGAAGGGCCCUAAGCUGAAGGGCGAUGUGGACGUGUCUGUCCCUAAGCUUGAGGGCGAUCUGAAAGGUCCUGAGGUAGACAUCAAGGGCCCCAAAGUGGACAUUGAGGCACCCGACGUGGAUAUUCACGGCCCGGAAGGGAAAUUCAAGAUGCCCAAGUUCAAGAUGCCCAAGUUUGGGAUGCCGGGGCUGAAAGGAGAAGGCCCGGAGGUGGACGUGAGCCUACCGAAAGGAGACCUGGAUGUCUCUGGUCCAAAGGUGGACAUUGAGGGUCCAGAGCUGGACAUUGAAGGGCCGGAGGGGAAGCUGAAGGGCCCCAAGUUUAAGAUGCCGGACAUGCACAUCAAGGCACCCAAGAUCUCCAUGCCAGACAUCGACCUAAAUCUGAAGGGCCCCAAGCUGAAGGGCGAUGUGGACGUGUCUGUCCCUAAGCUUGAGGGCGAUCUGAAAGGUCCUGAGGUGGACAUCAAGGGCCCCAAAGUGGACAUUGAGGCACCCGACGUGGAUAUUCACGGCCCAGAAGGGAAAUUCAAGAUGCCCAAGUUCAAGAUGCCCAAGUUUGGGAUGCCUGGCUUUAAAGGAGAAGGCCCGGAGGUGGACGUGAGCCUACCGAAAGGAGACCUGGAUGUCUCUGGUCCGAAGGUGGACAUUGAGGGUCCAGAGCUGGACAUUGAAGGGCCGGAGGGGAAGCUGAAGGGCCCCAAGUUUAAGAUGCCGGACAUGCACAUCAAGGCACCCAAGAUCUCCAUGCCCGAUGUUGACUUUAACCUGAAGGGCCCCAAGCUGAAGGGCGAUGUGGACGUGUCCGUCCCUAAGCUUGAGGGCGAUCUGAAAGGUGCCGAGAUGGACAUCAAGGGCCCCAAAGUGGACAUUGAGGCACCCGACGUGGAUAUUCACGGCCCAGAAGGGAAAUUCAAGAUGCCCAAGUUCAAGAUGCCCAAGUUUGGGAUGCCUGGCUUUAAAGGAGAAGGCCCGGAGGUGGACGUGAGCCUACCGAAAGGAGACCUGGAUAUCUCUGGUCCAAAGGUGGACAUUGAGGGUCCAGAGCUGGACAUUGAAGGGCCGGAGGGGAAGCUGAAGGGCCCCAAGUUUAAGAUGCCGGACAUGCACAUCAAGGCACCCAAAAUCUCCAUGCCCGAUGUUGACUUUAACCUGAAGGGCCCCAAGCUGAAGGGCGAUGUGGACGUGUCCGUCCCUAAGCUUGAGGGCGAUCUGAAAGGUGCCGAGGUGGACAUCAAGGGCCCCAAAGUGGACAUUGAGGCACCCGACGUGGAUAUUCACGGCCCAGAAGGGAAAUUCAAGAUGCCCAAGUUCAAGAUGCCCAAGUUUGGGAUGCCGGGGCUGAAAGGAGAAGGCCCGGAGGUGGACGUGAGCCUACCGAAAGGAGACCUGGAUGUCUCUGGUCCAAAGGUGGACAUUGAGGGUCCAGAGCUGGACAUUGAAGGGCCGGAGGGGAAGCUGAAGGGCCCCAAGUUUAAGAUGCCGGACAUGCACAUCAAGGCACCCAAGAUCUCCAUGCCCGAUGUUGACUUUAACCUGAAGGGCCCUAAGCUGAAGGGCGAUGUGGACGUGUCUGUCCCUAAGCUUGAGGGCGAUCUGAAAGGUCCUGAGGUGGACAUCAAGGGCCCCAAAGUGGACAUUGAGGCACCCGACGUGGAUAUUCACGGCCCAGAAGGGAAAUUCAAGAUGCCCAAGUUCAAGAUGCCCAAGUUUGGGAUGCCGGGGCUGAAAGGAGAAGGCCCGGAGGUGGACGUGAGCCUACCGAAAGGAGACCUGGAUAUCUCUGGUCCAAAGGUGGACAUUGAGGGUCCAGAGCUGGACAUUGAAGGGCCGGAGGGGAAGCUGAAGGGCCCCAAGUUUAAGAUGCCGGACAUGCACAUCAAGGCACCCAAGAUCUCCAUGCCCGAUGUUGACUUUAACCUGAAGGGCCCCAAGCUGAAGGGCGAUGUGGACGUGUCCGUCCCUAAGCUUGAGGGCGAUCUGAAAGGUCCUGAGGUGGACAUCAAGGGCCCCAAAGUGGACAUUGAGGCACCCGACGUGGAUAUUCACGGCCCAGAAGGGAAAUUCAAGAUGCCCAAGUUCAAGAUGCCCAAGUUUGGGAUGCCGGGGCUGAAAGGAGAAGGCCCGGAGGUGGACGUGAGCCUACCGAAAGGAGACCUGGAUAUCUCUGGUCCAAAGGUGGACAUUGAGGGUCCAGAGCUGGACAUUGAAGGGCCGGAGGGGAAGCUGAAGGGCCCCAAGUUUAAGAUGCCGGACAUGCACAUCAAGGCACCCAAGAUCUCCAUGCCCGAUGUUGACUUUAACCUGAAGGGCCCCAAGCUGAAGGGCGAUGUGGACGUGUCCGUCCCUAAGCUUGAAGGCGAUCUGAAAGGUGCCGAGGUGGACAUCAAGGGCCCCAAAGUGGACAUUGAGGCACCCGACGUGGAUAUUCACGGCCCAGAAGGGAAAUUCAAGAUGCCCAAGUUCAAGAUGCCCAAGUUUGGGAUGCCAGGGCUGAAAGGAGAAGGCCCGGAGGUUGAUGUAAAUCUACCUGAAGCUGAGGUUGCUAUUUCAGGUCCAAAGUUGGAUGUUAGCGGUCCUGAGCUGGACAUCGACGUUGCAGAAGGAAACCUAAAAGGCCCUAAAUACAAGAAGCCUGACGUGCAUUUCAGUGUUCCGAAAAUCUCUAUGCCAGAUAUUGAUUUAAAUUUGAAAGGCCCAAAAGUAAAGGCUGAUGUCGAUGCUUCUGUUCCAAAAAUAGAAGGUGAACUGAAAAGUCCUAAGCUAGACAUCAAGGGGCCAGAAAUUGAGGUUGAGACACCAAAGCUUGAUAUAGAAGGAAAACCUAAAAAAUCCAGGUUUAAACUUCCAAAGUUUGGCUUUUCUGGUCCUAAAGUGCCCAACUCUGAUGUGGAUGUGAAACUUAAAAAACCUGACAUUGAAAUAUCUGGUCCAAAAGUUGAUGUUCAUGCUCCGGAUGUGGACGUGCAGGCAAAGACAAAAGGAUCGAAGUUUAAAAUGCCUUUCCUGAGUAUUUCUUCCCCUAAAGUUUCAAUGCCGGAUGUGGAGCUAAAUCUGAAAGGGCAUAAACUGAAAGGAGAUUUAGAUGUUUCCAGUCCUAAGUUGGAAGGGGAAAUUAAAGGACCUGACAUUGAUAUCAAAGGCCCCAGAGUCAACAUUGAGGCACCUGAGAUGGAUAUUCACGGGCCAGAGGGUAAACUCAAAAUGCCCAAAUUCAAAAUGCCGAAAUUUGGCAUGUCUGGAUUUAAAGCUGAGGGGCCAGAGUUGGAUAUUAGCAUUCCAAAAGGGGACCUUGAUGUUUCAGGUCCCAAGCUGGGUGUGGAAGGUUCCGAAUUGGAAAUUGAAGGGCCAGAGGGGAAGCUCAAGGGCCCCCAAGUCAAGAUGCCAGAAAUGCACAUAACGGCACCCAAGAUCUCUAUGCCUGACAUUGACCUGAAUCUGAAAGGCCCCAAAGCAAAGGGGAAUGUGGAUGUCUCUCGUCUGGAAGGGGCGCUGAAGGGAUCCGAAUUAGAUAUAAAAGGACCAAAAGCAGAUGUACAGGUCCCUGACUUUGACAUUGAAGGCCCCGAAGGAAAACUGAAAGGACCCAAAUUUAAAAUGCCUGAAGUGAAUAUCAAUGCUCCCAAUAUUUCCAUGCCAGACUUUGAUUUGAAUUUGAAAGGCCCUAAGCUGAAAGGAGGUGUGGAUGUUGAUCUUUCAGUGCCCAAACCAGAAAGUGACUUGAGUGGGUCAGAAAUUAAUAUCAAAGGACCAAAAGUUGACAUCGAUGCGCCUGAACUGGAUGUUGAAGGGCCAGAAGGAAAAUGGAAAGGUCCCAAGUUUAAAAUGCCAGAGAUGCACAUAAAGGCUCCCAAAAUUUCAAUGCCUGAUAUUGACUUAAAUCUUAAAGGUCCUAAGCUGAAAGGAGACAUAGAUGUUUCUGCCCCAAAGGUGGAAGGGGAUUUUAAGGCUCCUGACAUCAAUAUUGGAGGCCCCAAGGUUGACAUUGAUGUGCCAGAUGUGGACAUUCAUGGCCCAGAGGGUAAAAUCAAAGUGCCCAAAUUCAAAAUGCCCAAAUUUGGAAUGCCUGGCUUCAAAGGGGAUGGCCCGGAGAUGGAUGUCAAUCUUCCAAAGGGGGAACUCGAUAUUUCCGUUCCCAAGGUGGACGUUGAUGCUCCAGAUCUGGACAUUGAAGGGCCAGAAGGCAAACUGAAGGGCCCUAAAUUCAAGAUGCCUGAGAUGCACUUCAAGGCACCUAAAAUAUCCAUGCCUGACAUUGAUUUGAAUCUGAAAGGUCCAAAGUUGAAAGGAGCAGCAGAUGUGCCAAAACUGGAAGGUGAUUUGAAAGGUCCUGAACUGGAAAUAAAAGGACCUGAAGUAGACAUAGAUGUUCCUAAUGUGGAUAUCGAAGGACCAGAAGGAAAAUGGAAAGGCCCCAAAUUGAAGAUGCCAGAGAUGCAUUUUAAAGCUCCUAAAAUUUCAGUGCCGGACUUUGAUAUGAACCUAAAAGGCCCGAAAGUGAAGGGGGAUGUGGAUGUGUCUGUGCCAGCUGUGGAAGGUGAGGUGAAAGUGCCAAAAGUUGAUGUUAAGGGCCCUGGAUUGGAUGUCAGCGCCCCAGAUGUUAAUAUUGAGGGCCCGGAAGGAAAGUUAAAGGGUCCCAAAUUUAAGAUGCCGGAGAUGCAUUUUAAAGCUCCCCAAAUCUCCAUGCCAGACUUUGAUCUGAACCUGAAAGGCCCCAAAGUGAAGGGGGAUGUGGACGUUUCUGUUCCAAAAAUCGAGGGUGAGUUGAAAGGCCCAGAAGUUGACAUCAAAGGCCCUAAACUGGAUCUCGAUGUUCCUGAUGUUGACAUGGAAGGCCCAGAAGGCAAACUGAAGGGCCCCAAAUUCAAGAUGCCUGAAAUGCACUUCAAGACACCAAAGAUCUCCAUGCCAGACAUUGAUCUGAACCUGAGAGGUCCAAAGCUGAAGGGAGACACAGAAGUUUCUGUGUCAAAACUGGAAGGCCCUGAGAUUGAUAUCAAAGGCCCCAAGGUGGACAUUGAGGGUCCAGAGCUGGACACUGAAGGGCCGGAGGGGAAGCUGAAGGGCCCCAAGUUUAAGAUGCCGGACAUGCACAUCAAGGCACCCAAGAUCUCCAUGCCCGAUGUUGACUUUAACCUGAAGGGCCCCAAGCUGAAGGGCGAUGUGGACGUGUCCGUCCCUAAGCUUGAGGGCAAUCUGAAAGGUCCUGAGGUGGACAUCAAGGGCCCCAAAGUGGACAUUGAGGCACCCGACGUGGAUAUUCACGGCCCAGAAGGGAAAUUCAAGAUGCCCAAGUUCAAGAUGCCCAAGUUUGGGAUGCCGGGGCUGAAAGGAGAAGGCCCGGAGGUGGACGUGAGCCUACCGAAAGGAGACCUGGAUGUCUCUGGUCCAAAGGUGGACGUUGAGGGUCCAGAGCUGGACAUUGAAGGGCCGGAGGGGAAGCUGAAGGGCCCCAAGUUUAAGAUGCCGGACAUGCACAUCAAGGCACCCAAGAUCUCCAUGCCAGCCUUUGAUCUGAACCUGAAGGGCCCCAGUGUGAAAGGAGACUUGGACAUGUCGGUGUCACAAAUGGAAUGUGAACUGAAAGGCCCGGAAGUUGACAUUGGAGGGCCUAAGUUAGACAUAGGUGCCCCUGAUGUAGAUAUAGACAGCCCAGAGGGUAAAUUCAAGCUGCCUAAAUUCAAAAUGCCCAAGUUUGCAAUGUCUGGCUUCAAAGGAGAGGGGGCAGAUGUGAAUGUGAACCUGCCCAAGGGAGACGCUGAAAUUUUUGGCCCUAACAUAGAUAUAGAGGCUCCCGAUUUGAAUAUGGAAGGAAAAUUGAAAGGUCCCAAAUUUAAGAUGCCUGAAAUGCACAUUAAGUCUCCUAAGAUCUCUGUCCCUGAUGUUGACCUCAGUGUGAAGGGGCCUCAACUGAAAGGAGAUGUAGAUGUUUCUGGACCCACCUUUGAAGGAGAUUUGAAAACACCCAAAAUUGAUGUGAAAGCCCCCAAACUAGACAUUGAUGCGCCUGCUAUGAACAUUGAAGGGCCAGAGGGGAAGCUGAAAGGCCCCAAAUUCAAGAUGCCAGAAAUGCAUAUCAAGACACCCAAGAUCUCCAUGCCUGAUGUUGACUUUAAUCUGAAAGGCCCCAUGCUGAAGGGAGACAUGGAUAUCUCUGCAACAAAGUUGGAAGGGGAUUUGCAGUGUCCGGAAGUUGACAUCAAAGGCACAAAAUUGGAUGUUGAGGCACCUGACAUUAACAUUGAAGGGCCAGAUGGAAAACUGAAAGGGCCCAGAAUCAAGAUGCCAGACAUGCAUGUCAAGACUCCCCAGAUCUCUAUGCCAGACAUAGACCUGAACCUAAAGGGACCGAGGCUGAAAGGCAAUGUUGAUGUUCCAUGUCCAAAGCUCGAGACGGAUUUGAAAGCUCCUGAAAUUGAUGUUAAGGGCCCCAAAAUCGAUAUUGAGUGCCCGGAGGUUGAUGUUCAUGGUCCGGAGGGAAAACUGAAAAUACCUAAAAUGAAGCUGCCACAGUUCGGCAUGCCUGGCUUUAAAGGGGAAGGCGCUGAGGUGGACGUGAACCUGCCAAAGACAGAGGUCGACCUUUCAGGUCCCGAGGUAGAUAUCAGUGUCCCAGAUGUAAGCAUCGAAGGUCCUGAAGGAAAACUGAAAGGGCCUAAACUUAAGAUGCCAGAAAUGCAUGUAACCGUUCCUAAAAUCUCAAUGCCUGAUAUAGACUUGAAUUUGAAAGGCCAUAAAACAAAGGGAGGCUUUGACAUUACGUCCCUGAAGACUGAGGGUAAUCUGAAGGGUCCUGAAGUCGAUAUGAAAGUCCCGGAAUUUGGAGUCAAAUGUCCUGAAGUUGAUGCUGAGGGUCCCGACAUGAACGCUGAGGGCCUGGAGGCGAAUGUCAAACUUCCCAAGCUUAAGAAACCAAAGUUUGGGUUUGGUGUGAAAAGCCCAAAGGCAGAAAUCAAGAUUCCAGGUGCAGAGGUGGAUUUCCCGGAGGCUGAACUGAAUGUGGACUCUCCUGAUGUCAGCAUUUCUGGAAAAGGUAAGAAGAGCAAAUUCAAGAUGCCUAAACUUCAUAUGAGUGGUCCCAAAGUUAAAGGAAAGAAAGGUGCGUUCGAUGUGAAUGUCGCCGGUGGAGAGCUCGAUGCAAAUUUGAAAUCUCCAGAUCUGGAUAUGAAUGUAGCUGGUCCAGAUGUGACAAUAAAAGGUGAUGUUAGUGUGAAGUCCCCCAAAGGAAAGAAACCCAUGUUUGGGAAGAUCUCUUUCCCAGAUGUUGAAUUUGAUCUUAAAUCACACAGAUUCAGAGGGGAUGCUUCUGUGGCAGUCCCAAAAAUAGAAGGGGAACUUAAAGUACCUGAUCCAGAAGUCGCUGUGUCAACUGUCAAAGGUGAGGUUAAAGGCCUGAGUCUCAAUAUGGAUGCUGAAGCUCCUGACAUGAGUCUGAAGAAACCGAAACUCAAACUUCCCAGUGGGCAGGUGGUUGUAGGUGACUCAAAAAUCGAGGGUGACCUAAAAGGAUCUACCAUUGACACUUCUGUUCCUUCGGUCCCAGUGCCAAACCUUGACCUAAGUGUGAAAGGACCAAAACUAAAAGGUGAAGUCAGUGUUCCUGCAGUAGAACUGGAAGGUCCAGAAGGAAAGCUGAAAUUGCCCAAGGUCUCAUUGCCCAAGAUGGGGAAACCAGGUCUCAGUAUGGAAAGGCCUGAUGCGAGCUUGGACGUCUCAGCCACAACAGUGGAAGGAAGCGUGAGCCUCCCUUCAGCUGAUGUGAGCCUCGGAGGUGUUGAUACAAAACUAAGAGGACCCAAAGUCUCUCUACCCGAUUUUGAUGUAAACCUGAAAGGACCAAAAAUAAAGGGAGAUCUGGAUGUUUCAAGCUCCAUUGAAGGGCCAAAGGUCUGCCUGGACGCACCAGAUGUUGACAUUGGAGGUUGUGAAGGAAAGCUUAAAAUGCCAAAGUUUAAAUCCCCCACUGUGGAGGGACCUGAUCUGAGUAUGAAAGGAGGUGUCGGAUGCUCCAUCCCACAAAUGGAGGUAGACAUAAAAGCCCCAGGUGCGAAUGUCGAUCUCGGCAUCCCAAGUGUUGAUAUCAAAGGGCCCUCGGCAGACAUUUCUGCUCCGGACUUUGAUGUAAACCUGAAAGGACCAAAGUUGAAAGGAGAUCUUGAUGUUUCUUCUGGCAUUAAAUCUCCCAAAGUAUCUGUGGACGCACCAGAUGUUGGCUUUGAAGGCCUGGGUGGCACAAUUAAGCUCCCUUCCCUCAAAAUCCCCCAGUUUGGCAUUUCCAGCCCUUGCAUUGAGGGAUCUGAUAUGGGCAUCAGUCUUGAAGGACCGCAAGCUAAAGGAGGCCUUAAGGGCUCAGGGGUUGAUGUUGGGUUGGGAGGACCUGAUGUGGAAUUGAAAGGGCCUAAAUUUCAAAUGCAAUCGCCUGGUGUUUCCUUGCAUGAUGUUGAUUUGAAGUUGAAAGGACCAAACAUACGGGCUGACAUAGAUGCUGCCAGUGAAAUCAAAGGUCCAAAAAUCGGAAUGGAAGUGUCUGACAUCGAUGUUAAGAAGUCUGGAGUGGGCGUCCACCUUGACGCUCCCGUCUUUGAUGUGUCUGCGCCAAAACUUUCCACGUCUGAUUUUAAUGUAAAUUUAAAAGGGCCUAAGAUCAAAGGUAGUGCCACCCUUUCUGGAGACAUGUCGGCACCUACUGUGAACGCUGGUGGGGGUGCUUUUCAUGUUACUGGACCAAAGGUAGGAAUCGGAGGUCCCAGCAUCAGUGCGAGUGUCCCACAAGGUAGCCUGGAAAGUAGCCUAGGAAAAGUAUCGUUCCCCAAGCUGAGAAUGCCUAAAUUUGUAUUUUCAGACCCUGAGGUGAAGGGCAGAGAGGUAGGGGUUGACGUAGAGUUCCCUCGGGCAAACGCUAGCCUUCAUGCUGGUGCCAUAGAGCUCGAAGACCCAGACAUCAGACUAAAGAAAUCCAAAAUCAAAAUGCCGAAGUUCAAUUUUUCAAAACAGAAGGGAAAGAGCGGCAGUGCCACAGGCUCCUCAGAGGCUUCUGGGUCCAUUUCAGGAUCGAAAGGAGAUCUGAAGAGUUCCAAGGUGAGCCUGGGGUCUGCAGAGGGUGACCUAGAUGUAGGAGAGGGCUCAUCGGCCAAAGGGAAAUUUUCCCUCUUUAAAAGUAGGAAAACACGUCAUCGGUCAUCGUCCUUCAGUGAUGACCAUUCUUCCCAUUCAACACCCACAGGAACCCUGGAGCUUGAUGUCAGCGCAGACGCUGACAAAGGGAAGCAGGCCAAAAUGAAAUUUGGAACGUUUGGGGGAAUAGGGUCAAAAACUAAAGGCUCUUACGAGGUAACGGGAAGUGAUGAUGAGACGGGAAAGAUGCAGGGUAGUGGGGUCUCAUUAGCAUCCAAAAAAUCGCGCCUGUCAUCCUCCUCAAGCAAUGACAGUGGCACGAAGGGUGGCUUUCGCAUGCCUGCAGUGGAGCUGACGGUUGCGAAAAAGAAAGAAUAGUGUGUCUGUACAUAAGUGCCUGUGUAUAUAGAUGGCCCUUCCUGGGUUUGUAUAUACAUUUUGUAGCUUGGGAUACUUUCAACCUCAGCAACAGAAUGAGCAAGGUCUGGCAGGAAACAUCAUAUCCUGCACUGCCCGUGUGGCAGAGGAGUGCUUAUGGGUGAGUGACAGAGAAAUUGAGGGGUCAGAAGGGCGGUGGGGAUUGGGAAGAGAGGUGAGAUGGAUGCAUAGUCCAUCUAAUGCAUUUGGAAGCUUCUCUGUGCUUGAAACUUUGGUUUGUGCAUGAAACGCUGAGAGCUUAAGUUUACUAGCAAGCUGUUUUGAUAUUUUUCAUUUUACUGAAUAUUUUCAGUGUUUGGUUCAUGGAAAUCUUUUUUCCAUUUUAAUGAUCUUUUUGGCUUUUAUUUGUGGGGCUUAAAUUUCUGUCACAAAAAUGGGUAUAUUGAAAACACUGUAAAAUAUAGCUGCAACUGAGAUUGUCAAUUUAAUUCCUAUUAUGGGGUAGAAAAAAAAUAAUCCAAGUAUUUCCCAUGGUUUUGUUGCUUAAGGGCAUGAUAUCAAAUAACCUCAGGAGUUGUGCAGUGAGAUUGAAAGGACAGUUAAAUGAGCAAGUAGCUGACCCAGUUUGUGCAGGGAGUAUGUCUCAAAGAUUAUUGCAAAUUGCCACUAGAUGACUGGGCAUGAUUUUAUUGAUGUGUUCUUUGUUGCCUCUAUACGUUUGUUUUAUUAUUUGUAUUAUAAGAGAAAACUCGUCUCAGUUGUGGCAUAAAAACUUGCAAUGGCCACUCUUCUGAUAUUUGUUAUAAUUUCUGUUAACAAGUGUAUCUCAAAUUAAAAAAAAAAACAACUUUUCAGCACUUUAAUGGCAAAUUAAUUGAGAAUGUAAGAAGAAUGGUCUUGUAAAAUGCAAAUAAAAAGUUUAUUAACCGUGA